Spodoptera exigua (beet armyworm) is the source of this 1693-nucleotide messenger RNA. Lineage: Eukaryota; Metazoa; Arthropoda; Insecta; Lepidoptera; Noctuidae. The record is from the annotation of a GenBank genome assembly.
GAAGGCUGCCAUUGACAUGAGAAGUACGCGAAAUAGUGCGUUGAUAAAACAUUUUUUGAAAAUAAAUAGUGAGUCGAAAUUCAAAAAAUGAGUGACCUGGAUUUACCAGCAUUAGCUGAAAGGGAAAGAGCCAAAGCUCGAGAUGCAUGGAAAGCUCCGAUGAAAGAGAUUGAUGCAGCCUUAGUGGCUUGUACGUUUGGGAGGUUCCAUAUAAAGCUGCUAUCUACAGCCUUCGUCGGUUUUAUGGCUGGAAUUCUGGCUAGUUCCACGACAGCCUAUCUGCUGCCUAGCGCAGAAUGUGACCUGAAAAUGGAUUUACUGCAAAAAGGAUUGUUGAAUGCCAUGCCAUAUGUGGGAAUGCUGAUAUCAUCUGUGGUGGCUGGUUUCCUAACCGAUGCGUUUGGCAGAAAGAUAUUUCUGGGAGUUGGAUUCAUUGGAUUAUUUAUAUUCCAACUAAUUGGUGGUUCCAGCCAAACAUUCGAAAUUCUCGCUACAGCAAAGUUUUUUGAAGGAUUACUAUAUGCAACGGCUUUCAGUGCCUGUGUAUCCUUGACCGCUGAAUUCUCAUAUUCUAGCAUAAGAGAUCGUAUGCUGUUAUGCCAGUCUUCCUUCAUCGCUGUGUCCCACGUGAUUAUAGCUGCUAUGUCUUGGGCCAUACUGACAAAUGAUUGGAAGUACUCCUUCUUUGAUGGAAAAUUUGUACUAAAUACUUGGAACUUCUAUCUAUACUUGAUGUCCCUAUGGGCUUUAGCAGCGUUUGUGAUGUACGUGUUCUGGUUGCCUGAAAGCCCAAAGUUCUUGGUGACACAAAAGAAAUAUGACCAAGCCAGAGAAAUACUUAUCAGGGUCUACGUGGAAAAUACUGGAAAACCUGCUGAUACUUAUCCGUUCUAUAACAUAUGGAAAGAUAAAAACAAGCACUCAAUAGAUGAGACCCCAGAGCGCAAAGCUGAAAUGAGCAUACGUCAUCAAAUCAUGGAGGGACUAUACAAUGUAAAACCAAUGUUUCAAAAACCAUUAGGAGUUUACUUAUCUAUGACGUGCUUCAGCAAUUUCAUUAUAAUGGCUAUGUACAACGUCUUAAGGCUAUGGUUUCCUCAAGUAUCAGCUAUAGUAGAGAACAACCCACUAACAGACGGACAGGAUCUAUGCGCCGUGAUAGAUAAAUAUACAAGCAGCCUGAAACCUGUUAUUUUGGCGAAUACUACACUUACUGAAGAGAUCUGUGUACCGACAAAAAGCGGUCACGAAACUUAUAUUAACAGCAUCAUCCUCGGUUGCGUCUGCAUUAUUCCCUACGUCAUCACCGCUCUUCUAGUCAACAGGGUGGGCAAGAAACCGCUUCUCAUUGGUGCAAGCAUGAUUUCUGUUGCAAGUUCUUUGAGUCUUCGUUGGGCUAGCAACAAGGUAGCGCUGGUAUCGUUUUUCUCAAUAUCAGUAGCUAUUGCUCAGUCAAUGAUCAGUUUAAAUCAAGCUAUGACUGUGGAAAUGUUUCCUACUACGACAAGAACUCUGGCUAUAUCAAUGAUUAUGGUGAUUGGUCGUAUUGGAACGUUAUCGGGUAACAUAGUGUUCCCAAUAAUGCUGGAGAUAGGCUGUGCCUUCCCAUUCUAUUCCAUAUCUGGGUGUAUGGUUUUGGUCCUGAUCGUAGCGCUCUUCUUACCAAGCAAGAAGCAGUGAUAUUCCAAUAAAA